CGAAAUGAUUUCAUGGUCAUGGAGCUGUUGGGACCAUCUCUGGAGGAUCUGUUCCAGUACUGUUCUCGCAGCUUCUCCUUGAAGACGGUAUUGUUGCUGGCAAUGCAGAUGAUCGAUCGAAUUGAACACGUUCAUAACAAGGAGUAUCUUCAUCGCGAUAUUAAGCCGGAUAACUUUGCAAUGGGAUCAUCGGCGAGGGACAAUCAAGUGUAUAUUAUUGACUUUGGUCUGGCCGAUAGAUACAUUAUUGGCCUUGAGAGAGUGCAUAUACCCUUUAAAACUGGCAAUAGCAUGACGGGCACUGCACGCUAUAGCUCGGCCAAUGCUCUUCGGGGUGUUGAGCUAUCACGUCGAGAUGAUUUGAUAUCUCUAGGAUAUAUCCUGAUAUAUUUUCUACGGGGCCAGUUGCCUUGGCAGGGUCUAAUUGGACCCGGGAGAAUCGAAAAAGUCAUCGAGAUGAAGCAAUCAAUUAAACCGGAAGAACUUUGCAAGGAUUGUCCCAAUGAAUUUGCCGAAUAUCUCAGCUACUGUCUCAUCUUGAAAUUUAAAAUGAAGCCGGACUAUGAGACCUUGAGACGCAGCUUGAGCGAUUUAUUCACGCGUAUGAAAUAUGUCAAUGACAACAUCUAUGACUGGAAUAAGAUCAACACCGAUAAAAAGGAGAAAUCCCCCGAUGAUAAAUAG
Drosophila innubila is the source of this 684-nucleotide messenger RNA. Its product is annotated as casein kinase I. Gene Ontology annotation, biological process: signal transduction; peptidyl-serine phosphorylation. Gene Ontology annotation, cellular component: nucleus; cytoplasm. Bases 13 to 684 code for a protein of 223 amino acids. The transcript has a single exon. Lineage: Eukaryota; Metazoa; Arthropoda; Insecta; Diptera; Drosophilidae. The record is from RefSeq and is a predicted model, not a curated record. Gene Ontology annotation, molecular function: ATP binding; protein serine/threonine kinase activity.